AUGCAGCAGCACUACGAGGGCUACCGCUCGCCACCACCAGGCAUGCCCCCGCCUCCGUCAGUCAGCUCGCCAGCCCACUCCUCCUCAUCAACCGCACCCUCCUAUCCUGCGGUGAGGCCUCUCCCGCAGCAUCCGCCUUUGAACGCCUCCGCUCGCCCUUCAUCGUCUUCCUCGUUCAUGCAACCGCCGUACCCCGGCCAGUUCAGCCCGCAGUCGCCGCCGACCAGCGUUUUCUCGCGCAGGGAUGGGUCGAUCGAGUAUCUGCCACCUCAGCAUGAGCAGCGCUACGCCUCGACCGCUUCGUCGCACCACAACGCACCUUCACCACCUCCUCAAUCCGCACACUCUCCUCACCCUCACGACGCCUACUCCAGUCCAUCUUUCUCAUCCUUCUCUCCCCGCCCACGCUCGCCGCUGCCGCAGGGAACGAUCAUCACCGCGACAGCCGACCUUGAAUCGCUCGUCGUCGUGCCCCUGAGCUCCCUUCCUUCCGUCGAAGCGAUAAAGGACGUCAUCAUGUCCCGCCUGCACAUCGCCGACGAAGACAUGCCUCGGCAAGCAUUCUACCUGACGCAAAUUGGCGCGGGAGAAGGACGGCGAGUCGGUGACGACGAGUUGUGGGAAGCGGUGCGCGCAAGCGCAAAGGGCCGAGGCGGUCAGGUCACCGUCUUUGUCAAAGAAGUCGCGCCGCGUCGAACGAGGUCACGCAGCGGCUCACAUGCGGAGGACGUCCGGAGCGCGGCAGAGUAUGCAGGUGGAGCCCGGCGCGAGCGAGACAGUACUGGCGGAGGAUCAUCACCCGUCUCGGCGGCAAGCCUGCACCGGCAAAAAAGCCCAAGCACAUCGUCGGGCACGUCGGCGGAGCGGAACGAGGCGAUGAGCAGGCCAGAGUACGGCCGAAGCCAGCGCUCGCCAAGCCAGGUCAUGGACGAGUUCGGAGGGAUGCCCAGUCCCGGGUUGAACGGCGAGAGGCCUGGCUGGACGGCUUCGACGUGGAGUCACUCGACUCGACAGGUCUCGACUUCUAGCGAAAGUUCAGCACGUCUGGUCGCUUCGCCGCAGUCGGGUAUCUCGCUGAGCCCGCCCGUUGGGCGGUCCGAGCCAGGCCCACGGGCUCGCAGCGGCAGCACGACGAAGACGUCGCCCGAGGACUACUUUCACCUCUCUCCGCGGCUUUCGUCCGGCCCCACCGCGUCACCUUCGCCGCUGUCGACGCCGCACUUCUCGCCGAACCCUUCCUCCGCCUACCAACCGUACUUCCCUUCCUCGCCUCAACCGCUACAGCACCCACAAGAGGCGCGAUCGCAGACAGUCCCGACAGUCCAAGUGACUUCGACGUCGUGGAUGCACAGCACAUCGGCGCCUGCUCCGGUAUCUCAGGCGUCCAUGGCCGCCGCUCGCCCCGUCGUCUCGCCUCUCCCGCCUCGCCCGCUUCCCCCGACCGAUCCUCGCGCGAGUCUCCCUCAGUACGGCAGUCAGCCCUACAAGAACCUCCCUCUCCCGUCAUCCCAAUCGCCGUACCACAAUCUUUCGCUGCAAGGCCAAUUCUCGCAGGUCGUCCACCUCUCUCAACCUCAGCGACCCGUUCCUCCGGUUAACCCGAAUCUUCCGCCUCGCGCUGCGACGCUCGCGGCGCCACCUCAGGCGCAGCGAAUGGUCUCGAAGAGCGCCGACAAUCUGCGCGGAACUUUCGCAAGUCCGCCGCCGAUCGCCUCGCCUCCCUACCCCGGCUCAGGCUUCCGGCCUCCGCCUGGUCCGACUGGACAUCCCGGUGCAGCAGGCUCGCAGCCCGUCCGCCCUCCGUACUCGCAAGUCGCUUCGCUCCACUCGUCGAGUAUGUCCCCGCCUCCUGCCUCUCCAAACCCGAAUCUCGCUUCGGCUUUCUACUCGGCGCCGGUGCAAGCACGGCAUCAAGCCGCCGCCAGGGCUUCGCCGUAUGCAUCGCCUGCUCCUCCGGUCGUCCCGCCGCGUCCACACGUCGACCAAACCCGAAGUCAGCCUGCGGGCGUCGGGGCUGGAGGUCAACGGCCAGCGACGAUGUACGACCUCGCGACAGGCGUGUCCGACCUGCGAGUUGGUGAAUCGGCGCACCGCCGACGGAGCGAGACGAGCGAGUAUGAGGUCCAGAGCGGGUCGUCAACUCGCCGGUUAUCUUCCGAGGGAAGUGCCGCAUCGCCUCCCAGGCGAGACCUACCUCUCAGCCUGCAGGCCGGCGUUCGCCAGGACUCGGUCAUGUCGCCGACGAGCCGACCCAGCACGAGUUCCGUACCGGCGGUCCAGCAGACGUCGCCUCGCUCGGCCAGGUGGCCGUCGCCAGUUCCUUCGGCUCCGCCCUUCCAAGACGACGACGGCGCGUACGACGGCAUCGCCGAUGCCGAUCGGCGACCUGUUCGAACAGAGGCGAUGGGCAGCGCGAUCAGCCGCGACACGAGCUCGGCGUCGUCGGCUCGCAGCUCGACGACUGGGCCGUUCACCCCGGCAAGCGAUGCUCCGCCGGCUUCCGUCUCGACGCCGUCGAAGCCGAAACUCGUCGACGAGUUCGGCGAUCCGCUCGACGAGGAGACGAGCACUUGGUUCCCCGUCAACCAGCCUGCACUCGUCAAACCCGCUGAAGCGACGUUGGCUCAUCCGCCUCCGUCGGCACCGCCCACCCAGACGACCACCGCCGUUCCCGCGCCUUCGUCGUAUGGGUCUUCUUCACCGAUGCGUCGUCAGAACAGCGCGCCGGGAUCUGCCACGAGCGCGUCAGGUAGCGUCACGGGCGGCGGCGAUAAGCGCGACUCGGUUCCCGACGCGCAAGACUGGACACAAACCAUUCUCUCUCGCUUUGGCGCAUCUGCUACCACAAGCACGGAAAACGGCACGCUCGUGCCGGCUGGCGAGACUGGGACUCUGCGCCCUCCGCCAUCCUCGGCUGCCGCUCCUCAGCCUCCGAAGCUGCUUGACGAGUUUGGCGACGAGCUCGAAGACUCGUCGACCUUCUUCCCCGGUCACGGUCCAUCCUCGACGCCGGUUCCGCCUUCGUCCUCCUCGACUAGCACGACACUCAGCAGGAACUCCUCACUCACCAACCGUCCCAGUCUGCGGCUUCAGAUCGACCGUCGCGCUCCUACCGCCGUCUCGCCACAGCCCGUCCCGCCUCCGCCACCCGCUUCCAAACCGAGCGACCCCAGUCCGCCGCCGUCUAGCAGUCGCCCAAGCGAGCCUCCAAGCGCAGGUCGUCGGUCAGAAGGCUCGAGCGGUGGAGGCGGCUUCGGACGACGCUUCCAGCAUCCUCGCCUCGACGAGAUCGUUUGCCUGCCGACCUCCCCUUUUGCUCGUCGCAACUCGUUUGCGGCGCGGGAGCAGGACGAGAAGGAUUGGGCGUUCCGUCCGCCUGUCGAGACCGUUCUCGAGAACCUCGACGUCUUCUUCCCCGAGCACGAUCUUGACAAGCCAGUGUUCGACCUGCCGACGUCCGGACCCUCGACGCCUUCGACCAAUGCGUCGAGUCCUGUCCGCGAACAAGCGGGCCCACCUCCGUCAGCAAACUCGUCUGGCUCUCGUCGCGGCGGUGCGGCAGCGCUGGGUUACCGCAAGUCGAUUCGCGUCGUCGCGCAAGACCGCAAGCGCAUGCUGCAGAAGGCGGGCAGGAACGUCGCAAGCGCCGCUUCAGGCCUCGCUUCGAACUUGCUUCGCCGGAAGAGCACCAAGCUGUUCGGCGCGAGGAUCGAGGAGGUCACGUCCGCUCAGAUGAAGCAGAUCAGCAACAUCAAGGAGAUCUCCGACGAGGAUCCCGAGAAUUUCUCGUACAAGUGGAUCAAGGGCGACUUGAUCGGCCGCGGCACGUACGGCCACGUCUACAUCGCGCUCAGCGUCACAACAGGCGAGACGAUCGCCGUCAAGCAAGUCGAGAUGCCGCGAACGUACUCGGACAAGGAGGACCAGCGGACGAAGGGCAUGAUCUCGUCGCUCAAGGCGGAGAUCGAGCUUCUCAAGGAUCUCGACCACCCGAACAUCGUGCUGUACCUCGGCAUGGAGCAAACGCCCGAAUUCCUCUCUAUCUUCCUCGAAUACGUUCCCGGUGGCUCGAUCGGCCGCAUCAUCCGCACGCACGGCAAGUUCGAGGAGGACGUGAUCAAGUUCUUCACGCUGCAGAUCCUCGAUGGGCUCGAGUACCUACACGGACUCGGCAUCCUUCACCGCGACAUGAAGGCCGACAAUAUCCUCAUCGACCAGGACGGCAUGUGCAAGAUUUCCGACUUCGGCACGUCGAAAAAGAGCGGCGACAUCUAUCAGAACAACGAGAAUAUGUCAAUGCAGGGCUCGAUCUUCUGGAUGGCGCCCGAAGUCAUCCACAACAACAAGCAGGGCUACUCGGCCAAAGCGGACAUCUGGAGUCUCGGCUGCAUCUGCAUCGAGAUGCUCGCGGGCUCGAGGCCGUGGGAGGGCGAGGGCUUCAUGGGAGCGAUGUUCAAGCUCGGUGCCGAACGCAUGCGCCCGCCUCUUCCGCCCGACGUCAACCUGUCCGAAUACGCCGACCAAUUCGUCAGCGACUGCCUCCAGAUCGAGCCGGAGCGCCGUCCGAAAGCCUCCGAGGCGAAACACCACCCUUUCCUCACGACCCUCGACCCGCACUGGUCUUUCACGCAGAGCUCGUUGUAUCAAAUCAUGACGGCGGAAGAAGAGCGUCGCCGCGCCCCGAACACUCCCUCCGCCUCUUGA
This is a messenger RNA of Rhodotorula toruloides NP11, 4704 nucleotides long. Its product is annotated as mitogen-activated protein kinase kinase kinase. Lineage: Eukaryota; Fungi; Basidiomycota; Microbotryomycetes; Sporidiobolales; Sporidiobolaceae. Gene Ontology annotation, molecular function: protein kinase activity; ATP binding. Gene Ontology annotation, biological process: protein phosphorylation. The record is from RefSeq and is a predicted model, not a curated record. The coding region runs from base 1 to 4704 and encodes 1567 amino acids. The transcript is spliced from 11 exons.